AUGCUCAGACCAGAAAAAACUGCCUGGCGUUUGGGAUUCUUACAUACCUUUGCUUUCUGUCUGUUUCUGAGUGACUGUUUUGCACAGAUCCGUUAUUCUGUCCCUGAGGAACUUACUCGGGGAGCCUUUGUAGGAAAUCUUGCUAAGGAUUUAGGAAUGGAUGUAACAAAGCUUGCAGCUGCCAAUCUGCAGGUGCUUUCUGAUUCCGACUUCCAGUAUUUCUCUGUGAAUGUGAACACUGGAAUCAUAAUAAUCAAUGACAGAAUAGACAGAGAGCAGCUUUGUGGCCAGAACCUGCGAUGUUUCUUGCAUCUUAAACUUGCUAUUGAAAACCCGGUGGAGUUCUAUCGCAUCGAAGUGGAGAUUCUGGAUAUCAACGACAAUGCUCCUGAAUUCUCAAGUAGCACAAUUGUUCUGCAGAUCUAUGAAUUGGCUGCCCUGGGUGCCCGUUUCCCUAUUCCACAUGCACAGGAUCCAGAUAUAGGAACAAAUACUUUGCAAACUUAUCACCUCAGCAUCAAUGAGAACUUCAGCCUUAAUGUGAAGGCACGCACCGAUGGCACCAAAUUCCCAGAACUAGUUCUGGAGAAAACAUUGGACAGAGAGCGUGUGGCUAUCCACAAUUUGAUCCUAACAGCUGAAGAUGGGGGCACAUUCCCCAGAUCUAGCACUGUACAGAUUGCUGUCCAUGUUCUGGAUGCUAAUGAUAAUCAUCCAGUUUUUGACAAACCCACUUACAAUGUCCGCUUGGUAGAAAACUCUCCUCCUGGGACACUGGUGAUUAAGCUGAAUGCAACCGACUUUGAUGAAGGGUCUAAUGGACAGGUACGGUAUUCCCUCAGCAGUCAUAACUCUGAAGCUUUGUGCAGAAUAUUUGCUAUUGAUAAUAUCACAGGAGAAAUUUGUGUUCAAGGGACUCUUGAUUUUGAAGAGGCCAGCAUAUAUGAAAUUGAAGUGGAAGCUAAGGACAUGGGUUCCCCUACCAUGGAACAGCAUUGCAGUGUUAUUGUAGAAGUGACAGAUGUCAAUGAUAAUGUCCCUGAAGUCAUACUCACAUCUUUCUCCAGUUCCAUGAGUGAAGAUGCACCUCCUGGCACAGUAGUUGCUGUGAUACAUGUCAAAGAUAAAGACUCUGGGGAUCAAGGGAAGGUCCAGUGUGAUUUGUCAAAAAAUCUUCCUUUUAAACUUCGGAAGGAUUUUGAGCACCAGUAUUCCUUGCUCAUUGGUGAGCAACUGGAUCGUGAGAACUCUUCUCAAUACAAUAUCACUAUCUGUGCCUUUGACUUAGGAAAUCCAUCUCUCUUGCAACAGACAUCUUUCUCCAUUACUCUGGCAGAUGUUAAUGAUAAUCCACCUCAGUUUGACAGGUCAUUUUAUGAAGUCAUCAUAGAAGAGAACAAUCCAGCAGGAGUGAUUCUCCUUAAGGUUUCUGCAACAGAUGCAGAUAAAGACCAGAAUUCCCAGCUAUCUUACAUUGUUUUGUCCAGUCCAGGACAAGAACUGAUUGAAGAUCUCACUUCUUUCAUCUCCAUUAACCCAAUAAAUGGGGAAGUUUUUGCAGAGAGUUCUUUUGAUUAUGAAUGUACCAAUCAUUUUCAGUUUCAGGUGGAAGCUUGUGAUGGUGGUUCUCCUUCUCUCUGCAACAGGGUUAUGGUGCACAUUUAUCUACUGGAUCAGAACGACAAUGCACCAAAGGUUCAGUUUCCUUUUACUGGGAAAGAUUCAGUUGUACAAUUCAGGAUUCCUCGAUCUACUAUGGCCAAAGCUUUAAUCACAAAAAUUAUUGCUGUGGACUUGGAUUCUGGGCAAAAUGCUUGGCUAUCUUAUCAUCUAAAACAAGCCACAGAUCUUAGUCUGUUUAGCAUAAGUCUUCACAAUGGGGAAAUGAGGACUCUGCGAAUAAUACAGGACCUAGACAAUCCUACCCAGGAACUAAUUAUAGUUGUCAAAGAUUCAGGAGAACUUUCCAUGUCUACCUCAGUUACUGUGAUCAUAUUCCUGGAAGAGAGCACUUCUGAAGUGUUUCUAGGGUUAAGUGCACACUCUGUGAAAAGUGAGAGACCGCCCACAUUGACUUUAUACCUUAUUAUCUGUUUGGCAGCAAUUUCUACUAUCAUGUUGAUUGCUUUGGUGGCCCUGGGAGCAAGAUGUCUUCACUGUAAUGCUCUUGCAACAUCUACUAUCUUUGGAUGCUGUGGAGGAAAAGCUAGUGGACUUGAAAAUGUCCCAGAUCACAUGACGGGACAUUAUCAUUAUCAGCUGAGCCCUGGAGAUGCCAUGAUUGGAGUACAGGUAGCCACUUCAGGACCUCCAGUCAGAGGAUACAGAUCUUGCUUUUCUCCUGUAUCAGAUAUCAGCGAAUUUGUGUUUAUGAAACCUAAUUUGACUCUUAGGGCAGCCUCUUGCAGCAAUCUAACUGAAGCCAGCUUCUUUCAUAAGAUUCACUACUCCAUCCCAGAGGACCAGGAUCCAGGCUCUUACGUGGGGAAUAUUGCCAAGGAUCUGGGAGUGGAUGUGCGGACUCUGCGUGCUCGCCGCUUGCAGCUGGUCAGUGAGGGAAUGCGCCAAUACUUCCAAGUGAACCUGGCAGACGGCAUGUUACUCGUCAAUGAGAGGUUAGAUCGGGAAAUGCUGUGUAGCUCCAGCCCCAGGUGUUCUUUUCCUUUUCAGUUGGUGCUGGAGAAUCCAUUGCAACUUAACCGGGUGGAGGUGGAGAUACUGGAUGUGAAUGACAAUGCCCCCCGAUUCCCAAAGGACACUGUUUCUUUAGAAAUCACUGAGGUUGCCAACCUAGGCACCCGGUUACGGCUGGAAGUUGCAGAAGAUCAAGACACUGGUUCCAAUUCCAUUGCAACCUAUGAGCUCAGUCCAAAUGAACAUUUUGCUUUGAGUAUCAAUAUCAGAGGAGAUGGGGUCAAAAUACCUGAAAUUGUAUUGGAAAAGCUCCUGGACAGGGAAAAAGCAGCUACCCAUAAUUUAAUCCUGACUGCCCUAGAUAGUGGAAAUCCUGUUCAGUCAGGCACUGUUCAGGUAACAGUCCAUGUUCUUGAUGCAAAUGAUAAUCCUCCAGUGUGUGAACCACCUGUAUCAAAGGUUUAUUUGGAGGAAAAUAUCCAGGUUGGGACUAUUGUAACAAAACUCAAUGUUACUGACUUAGAUGAAGGACCUAAUGGAGAAGUUGAAUAUUUCUUUAAAUCCAGCAGCAGUGUACAGCUAAAACUCCUUGAUGUGUUUAGUCUGGACUCUCAAACAGGGGAAAUCAAGACAAAAGUUUUAUUGGAUUAUGAAGAAGCCAAUGCAUAUGAAAUAGCCAUCUACAUUAAAGACAAGGGAUCCCCUGCUAUGGAAGGUCAUUGCAAUAUUAGAGUAGAACUUGUUGAUGUUAAUGACAACAGUCCAGAGAUUACGAUGACCACUCUUUCUAGCUCAGUACAAGAAGAUGCACCCUUAGGAACAGUCAUUGCACUUAUCCAAGCAAAGGACAAUGAUUCUGAAGAAAAUGGGCAAGUCCGCUUAGAGAUUCCAAGACAUGUACCAUUUAAAUUGGUGUCUUCAUUUAAAGGACAUUAUUCACUAGUGACUAAUAGCCCACUUGAUCGAGAGAAGACCGCUGGAUACAGUAUCACAAUUAAAGCAACAGAUUCUGGAAUACCUCAAAAGUCAACUGAAAAAAAUAUAUUAAUUCAAGUUUCAGAUAUCAAUGACAAUGCGCCCACUUUCUCCAUCCCUUCCUACACAGCCCAUGUGGAGGAAAAUACAUCUCCUGGAACUCUAGUCUUUUCGGUGUCAGCCUGUGAUCCAGAUGUAGGUGUCAAUUCCAAACUAUCUUAUUCCAUUGUGGAUACCGGAAAUCAUGGCUUGCCCAUCUCAACCUAUUUCCACAUCAAUCAAGAGAAUGGCAGUAUUUACACCUCCAGGGUUCUAGAUUAUGAGCAAGAAAAAGUCUUUCAAGUUUCAGUAGAGGUGAAGGAUUCAGGUUUCCCACCACUAAGCAGCACAAGCACUCUUCAUCUGUUCAUAGUGGAUCAAAAUGAUAAUGCACCUGUAAUUGUACACCCAGAAGUUCCCAAAGGUUCUGCCUUUCAUCAGUCACUUCUAAUCCCAGUGGAACCUGGAUAUCUAGUGACUAAAGUAGUAGCUGUGGAUGCUGACAGUGGCCAUAAUGCAUGGGUUUCAUACCAUUUGCUCCAUGAGACAAAUGAGGUGAAUGCUUUCAAAGUAGAAGACCACUCAGGAGAGAUCCGUGUCACUCGGACACUGAGGGAACCUGGAGUUUCUCACCGGUUGGUGGUAGAAGUGAAGGACAAUGGGGUGCCAUCUCUUUCAGCAUCAUUGAUUCUAAUAAUCUCCUCAGAGGAUAAUGCUGCACAGGACUUUACGAAGUCCUUGGACCUUCUCCCCAAGUCUCCUGCCAGGGCUCAGAAUUUAACUCUUUAUCUUAUCAUCUCUCUUGUGGCUAUCUCUCUAGUGUCUUGUGUAAUGAUGAUUAUUGUUGGAGCCAGGUGCUUCAAGUCUGGCUUCUGCAUCCCAAACUGGAUCAUAUCACACUGGUGUAAUAGGAGGACAGACCGGAAAUCUACCAUAAAUAUCAGUGGGUAUCCAAAUCCAGAAGGCUUUAUAAGAUACCUUGAAGUGAGUGGAGCUGGAGCUCAGAACUACAAGUCUUGUUUCUCCCCUAUGUCUGAGCAGGGAGAUUUCUUUUUUGUUAAACCUUUCAGUCAUUCCACUACAGCAGAAAGCAUUAUUGCCUUUGAACAAACAGGCAGUGCUUUGCAGAACCCCUCUGAUGCGGUAAGAUACACCAAGACAAUGCUGAAACAUUAUAUAAAUAUAUAUCUAUAGGGAUAUACAAAUAUUUGCAAUCUAUACUUAACAGAAACUCUGCCAUGAAUUUUUGUUUCACCUGAAGAUAUCAUCUUCAUGGAUAGGGAAUAGUUCUGUACUGUUUUUUUGCAAGUGAUUUUGAAUGCUUUUUAUAAAUAACCUGUUUUGCCAUUUGUCUCCACAUUGACAAUUGUCUUUGCUCCUCAAUGAGACAUCUGUAUUAAAAGAGAAUGAAGUUUGUUUUGUCAGUGAUCUUGGUCUUGGUAACUGUUAUUUUGAUUCUUUUACAGAUAGUCCUUGAUUUGUGACCACAUUUGGGGCAGGAAUUUCUAUUGCUAAGGAUAGUUAAGUGAAUCACACCCAACUUUACUACCUUUUUGCAGUGUUUGUAAAGCAAAUCACAGAAUCAUUAGGCGAACCCAACUUGUUCCAUUGACUUUACUUGUUGGAAGAUGGCUGGGAAGGUUGGAAGUAGCAAUCACAUGAUCCUGGGAUGCUGCAACCAUUUUAAGUACAUUCCAAUAGCCAAGUGCCCAAAUUGUGAUCUGGUGACCAAGGGAUGAGGACAAGUCAUAAAUCAAUUUUUUCAGCACUAUUUUAACUUUGAAUGGUCACUAAACAAAUAUCAUAAGUCAAGGACUACCUGCAUUCAGUGCAGCAAAUAAGUUUAAAAACAGAAAUCAAAUCUAGAAAAUUCAGUAAGCUGAUUAAAAUUAACAAUAAAAAGUAUUAAAACAAUCCAAUGAAUUAUUUGCCCUUUAGUAGAAAGUUCUUGGUGUUGUUACUGUGUCAAGAAGGCUUCAGUGUCAAUUUAGAUAAGGAACAGUAAAUUUAUUGAUGAAUAAAAAUUAGCAGAUGACAUUCAGAUGAAGUUCCUUCAGUUAUCAGUUAUUUGUACAGCAAAUGGUUGGGAGAAAAGUUCUGGACAGAUUUAACUGUUAACAAAAUUUAACUACCUUAACUUCAUUUCAGACUAAAACAAGCAAAACAUUUUAUAAAACCUAUUCAGGAGUGCAGAACAAAAGUUUCAGGAACAGUUUCCUGCUGAGUAUUAGAAAAACUUCCUAACCAGAAGUCCAGUUCAAUAUUAGAGGCUAGGCUUUCAAGGAGGCUUUAAUUUGGAUUCCUGGACUGAAUGGAAUGGAGUGACCUAAAUGAUCCUUUCCCAGUCUAUGGUUGGUUCCCUGAAAGGAUACUGUGGGAUAGGUAUUUAUUUCCUUGCU
Ahaetulla prasina is the source of this 6047-nucleotide messenger RNA. RefSeq names its product protocadherin Fat 4-like. The record is from RefSeq and is a predicted model, not a curated record. NCBI's taxonomy places the organism in Eukaryota, Metazoa, Chordata, Lepidosauria, Squamata, Colubridae. The coding region runs from base 1 to 4842 and encodes 1613 amino acids. Gene Ontology annotation, molecular function: calcium ion binding. The transcript has 2 exons. Gene Ontology annotation, biological process: homophilic cell-cell adhesion. Gene Ontology annotation, cellular component: plasma membrane.